This is a messenger RNA of Panicum virgatum (switchgrass), 426 nucleotides long. RefSeq lists its product as uncharacterized. The transcript is spliced from 2 exons. The coding region runs from base 1 to 426 and encodes 141 amino acids. The record is from RefSeq and is a predicted model, not a curated record. NCBI's taxonomy places the organism in Eukaryota, Viridiplantae, Streptophyta, Magnoliopsida, Poales, Poaceae.
AUGGGGAUCGGACUGGACAAGCUCCGCUCCAGCAAGUCGCCGUUCCACGGCGUUGCACCGGGGAAGCGAAUCCAACCCAUCGGCCAGAUCGACCUGCCCGCCUGCUUCAGCACGGCGGCCAACUUUCGCAAGGAAGUGCUCACCUUCGAGGCGGUGGGGUUCCGAGGAGCCUACCACGCCAUCCUUGGGCGUCCCUGUUGCGCCAAGUUCAUGUGCGACAUCGAGUGCAUCGAGCACGCCGAGGCUCUGGUGCUCGAUGAAGCCCUCGCCGCGCAGCUGCAAGGAAUGGCUGAGGAGGCCAUGAACUCUAAGCAGCGGCAAGCGGGCAACUUCGAGUCCGCCGAGGGUACCAAGGAUGUCCCCCUUGACCCAAAGAUCACGAACGGCAAGACGCUGAAGAUCAGCGCUACCCUCGACAGCAAAUAA